This is a messenger RNA of Mugil cephalus (flathead mullet), 3141 nucleotides long. It is a transcript of the gene b3gat1b, whose product is annotated as beta-1,3-glucuronyltransferase 1 (glucuronosyltransferase P) b. The record is from RefSeq and is a predicted model, not a curated record. The transcript has 8 exons. NCBI's taxonomy places the organism in Eukaryota, Metazoa, Chordata, Actinopteri, Mugiliformes, Mugilidae. Gene Ontology annotation, biological process: chondroitin sulfate proteoglycan biosynthetic process; carbohydrate metabolic process. Bases 712 to 1719 code for a protein of 335 amino acids. Gene Ontology annotation, molecular function: galactosylgalactosylxylosylprotein 3-beta-glucuronosyltransferase activity. Gene Ontology annotation, cellular component: Golgi membrane.
UGACAGAGAGAGGAAGAGCGAUGGGAGGGGAGUAGAACAGAAGGAGGGAGGGUUUAUAGUGCCAAAUAAGCUGCCCUCUCUUCUCCCACGUCUCAGUCUGUGAGCACUGGAGCAGCGCGCGAGCUCUGGUAGCGCAUUCCCGACGUGUACACCUGGAAGCCCUAUUCAUUCACCCAGGGAUGCAGCGCUCACGUAUGAACGGCAGGGACGCCGUUAACUGCCUGAGUUAGUGUCUGAAAUCUGUCUUGACGAGAUCCUUUGAGCACGGAGGCAGAGGCAGCGGAGGAGGAGGUGACAGGCAGAGAGCUGGAUGCUGAGCUGCUCAGCUCAGUCUGCAAUUAAGGGGCUGGCACUGAGGACGCAACCCUGCCCGAGGAUUGGAUAGCACACACCGGAUGCUGUGACCGAAAUCCACGAGUUGUCACCCCAACUCUGCUGCUGCUGCUGCUGCUGCUGCUGCUGCUGCUGCUCGCGUGUGUGCCAAACACACUGUCCUUCUGGAGAAAGCAAACUUGAGGGAUCCGUUCGAGGUCCAGCACGAUUACCACAGCAAAACAGAUCAGACUCAUCAUUACUCUCUAGAUAAACAACUGAAGAAAAACACUGGUGUAUGCAGUCUGCACACAGAGCGGAGCAGCGUCAGUCAUUGGAAUGGCCAUGUGUAUUUGCUGUAAACAUAGGUAGUGACAUGACUGAGGUCUGACCCUGGAGAUGCCGAAGAGACGAGACAUCGUCGCCAUUGUAUUGAUCGUGUUGCCUUGGACACUGCUCAUCACUGUUUGGCACCAGAGCGCCAUCACCCCACUGCUUGCUACUCAAAAGGAUCACAGACGUGAUGGUCACUCCAACUCCAGGAACGCCUUUGCUCUCAAGGACUCCUGCUCCCUUCAGAACCGGGACAUUGUGGAGGUGGUGCGGACAGAGUACGUGUACAGCCGGCCCCCGCCUUGGUCCGACAUCUUGCCCACUAUCCACGUCAUCACACCCACCUACAGCCGCCCGGUGCAGAAGGCAGAGCUGACUCGCCUGGCCAACACGUUGCUCCACGUGACCAACCUGCACUGGAUCCUGGUGGAGGACUCCCAGAGGAGGACCACCCUGGUUGGCCGCCUCCUCCAGGACACAGGGCUCAACUAUACUCACCUCAACGUGGAGACACCAAGAAACUAUAAGGUGCGCGGAGACACACGUGACCCCAGAAUACCGCGGGGCACCAUACAGAGGAACCUGGCUCUGCGAUGGUUACGGGAGACCUUCAACGUAAACAACAGCCAGCCUGGGAUUGUCUACUUUGCAGAUGAUGACAACACAUACAGUCUGGAGCUGUUUGAGGAGAUGCGUUCUACGAAAAAAGUGUCUGUGUGGCCAGUGGCCUUUGUGGGUGGCCUACGGUAUGAGUCACCCAAAGUAAACACCUUGGGCAAGGUGUAUGGCUGGAAGACUGUUUUCGACCCACAUCGACCCUUUGCCAUAGACAUGGCUGGGUUCGCAGUGAACCUGCGUCUGAUUCUGUCCAAACCACAGGCUUAUUUCAAGUUACGUGGAGUGAAGGGAGGAUAUCAGGAGAGCAGCUUAUUAAAGGAACUAGUCACCCUCGGUGACUUGGAGCCUAAAGCUGCAAACUGCACUAAGGUAUUAGUAUGGCAUACACGGACGGAGAAGCCUGUGCUGGUAAAUGAGGGCAAGAAAGGAUUUACAGAUGCUAAUGUAGAGAUAUGACAAACUUCAUCUGACACAGGGAAGGAAUUUCUCUACAUUAUUCUACCUGGAUUCAAACCAACCUCAGAACUCUGAAAAGCAACGGCUAUGGCCAAAAAUAUAACCACAGCAGAAUAGCUGUGCUUCCUCACAGCUUAAUCCCUGACCAUCCCAGGAGGCAGCAUGAAGCCAAGUGCCAGCCACAGGGCAUCAAAGCACAAACUGCACACAAAAACAAGGCGACCCCGUUCCGCUCGGAGUGCCGGCCGACACCGGCAGGAGUUGCCAAAAGGAGCUUACCCGCUCAGGUCUCCUCGGAGAGUUGAGACAAAGGAUGAUACGCUUAAACUUCAGGAAGAGAUGGAAAAGCGAGCAAUAAAGAGUCCUCUCAGCACAGACAACACCAGCCAACCGUCCAAUCAGCAUUAAAUAGGGCCCUUUUGUUCUGAGGCUAGCUGGCUGUCGGGUACAGGGCUGCACAGAGGAAUAAAAGAAGUCCUUGUUUGAAGUGAGUCAGCACUGACUGACAGAUCGCAGUGAUGGGAUCUGAGCCCUCCCCACUCGUACUGUACAACACUGAGCUAUUUAGAUAGCACCCUGAACCCAGCACUAAUUAGGAGCCGUGUUACUCCUCAACACAAAUUCUGACGUGUUCAACACUCUCACAGAUACAAAUGUACUGGAGCAGUGAUUUAUUACAGUGCAACAGCAAUGUUCUUGUAGACUCAUAUACAACAAGUUCCAGUUUAGCUUAAAACACUACUGUUACAGUCCACAAAUAUUAAAGGGAGGAUUCAGUAUUGCGGACUGUCACUUUCACCGGCUGCUUGAUAAACUAAGCUACAGCUAGAAGAUUGCACUGGAGGAACUUAGCAGUUAUUUAUUGUUUCAAAGGAACCGGCACCAUUCACUUGGUAGUUGCAAACUGUAUUUGUGAGAGUCAAUGGAAUAUGAAGCCAUUACUCUAAAAGUGGGAUGAUGUGUAUCCUUUCAGAAGCUGUAUUACACAUUCUAAUUAUCCCCACCAUGGAUGGAUGGCUGGCAAGUGAUCAGUAGCACCCCCUUUAAAAGCAAAUAUUCUCUCACACUCUGGCUUUAACAGUUUGGUUUGUUAUGAGUGGGACAGGUAUUUGAGAUCUUAAACAUUCACUCUGAGAUAGGGGUCUUAUGUUGCUACAAUGCUGCUUGGGUUUCAUUUGAAAGCUGUUCACAUAACUUCUGCCACAACUCAUGUUGUCCCAUGAAACUGUUUUCUGUUUUCUUUUUUUUCUUUUUUUUUACAGGCCUUUUUACAGGAGAUAAUUUCAAUUACUGCUACGUGACACAUUCUCCAGAAUAUUCACACAAGCAAUACAACAGUAACAAUAAGUUAUAACUGCCAUCCCCAAAACAAAAAUCAUUUUUCUUCUUGGGAAUUCACGGGUAAGAAGAUAUGCCUGGAAA